Stegodyphus dumicola is the source of this 4226-nucleotide messenger RNA. Its product is annotated as adiponectin receptor protein-like. NCBI's taxonomy places the organism in Eukaryota, Metazoa, Arthropoda, Arachnida, Araneae, Eresidae. Gene Ontology annotation, cellular component: plasma membrane. The record is from RefSeq and is a predicted model, not a curated record. Gene Ontology annotation, molecular function: signaling receptor activity. Gene Ontology annotation, biological process: adiponectin-activated signaling pathway.
UUUUAUAUUUUAGGGUUUCUGACCUUUUGAAAGCAUAGCUGUGAUUUUUUACAUUUAACGUUUCUGAAGCAUUUUUCAGAAUGGAUUUGUCAUCUAAUGCUACCACUUUAAGUGCUGCCCCUACGCGUGCUGUCACUUCUAAUGCUGCUACUUCAAAUGUUGCCUCUGCAAGUGCUGUAACCUCAACUGCUGUUCCUAAUUUUACUGCACUUUUGAAUGAUCCUGUUGAAUUUCCUGAACCCCUUCCACCAGAAAUAUUUGAGGAGCUUUCACUUUCAGAUAGCUCAGAAUGUAUGGAUGUAGAAGAAGAGACUAAUUUAAGGAAAAGAUUGUUUCCAUCAGCUGUUCUUCCUGAUGAAAGCUCAUUGGUGCCAAGCGAGUCGGAUGACUUCGGUAGCUUAUACAUGUCUUUGCAUAAUAGAGCUGCUGAGCAAACUGCUAGAGCUGCUAAGCAAGCUGAACAUUUAGUACGGAAAGUAUUAGAAGAUGUUGAAAAUGCUGAGCAGCUGGUUAGAAAAAUUUGGGGAGGUGCAUGGAAGGUUUGCCACUUUAGCUCAUUGCCAGAGUGGUUACAGGAUAAUGAUUUUCUGCACAAAGGCCAUCGCCCACCAUUAAGGUCAUUCAGUGCAUGCUUUCGUUCCAUUUUUAGAAUUCACACUGAAACGGGUAAUAUUUGGACACAUUUACUUGGAUGCCUUUUAUUUGUUGGCAUAGCAGUCUACUUUCUCUCUCGUCCAUCAGAUAUGAUUCCGUGGGAAGAAAAAGCUGUGUUUGCCACCUUUUUUGCAAGUGCCAUAAUAUGUCUUGGAAUGUCUUCCUUGUUCCAUACUGUUAGUUGCCAUUCUGAACAAGUUGGAAAACUUUUCAGCAAGCUUGACUAUUGUGGUAUUGCUGUCUUAAUUAUUGGAUCAUUUGUUCCUUGGCUUUACUACGGUUUCUACUGUGACUAUCAACCCAAGGUUUUUUACUUUGUGCUUGUUAGUGUUCUUGGUGCAGCAUCUAUUAUAGUGUCUAUGUGGGAUAAAUUCAGUGAACCUCGGUUUCGAUGGCUAAGGGCAGGUGUUUUUGCUGGAUUUGGUUUAAGUGGUGUUAUUCCUGCUGUCCAUUAUUUGAUAGUUAAAGGGUUUUUCCAAGCUGUCUACCAUGCAUCUUUUGGGUGGCUUUGCCUUAUGGGUGCACUUUAUCUCAUUGGUGCUGCAUUUUAUGCAUUAAGAGUUCCUGAACGCUUUUUUCCUGGAAAAUGUGACAUUUGGUUUCACAGUCAUCAGAUAUUUCAUGUGCUGGUCAUUGCAGCAGCUUUCGUUCAUUAUCAUGGAAUUUCAGAAAUGGCUGUUUACAGACUGUCUAUGGAUACCUGCAGUGCUGAAGAUGCACCUAUUGAUUUUGAAUAUUGAACUGCAGGAUUAAAAUUGCAUCAUUUUAUAAAUAAGUUAAAUCACCAAAGUGGCUGAACUUCAUUUGCCUUAUUUCUUUGUACAUCGGAAAAACUAUUUGUAUAACUUUUAAGUGAUUUGAUAAGAGGCAAAAUGAAAAAUGAAUUUCAUCUAGAGUAUUUUUAUAGCAUAUGUAGCAAACUGUACGUAAGUUUGUAAUAUACUUUAUUGCCUGACACCAUUUGGAGAAAUCUGUGAUAGCAUUUAGUUUUCACUGAAUCGUCAGUAGUACCAGUUUCAUUGAUGUGAGGGGGGGGGGAAAUACAAAAGACACAAGGAUUGGAAUUUGAAAAUUUGUUAAAUGACUGAGGUUUACAAGACUUAUUUAACUCUUCAAAAGCAAACAUUAUACAUAUCACUGUAUAUUAAUAUAUUUGAGUCUGUAAUAGUAUUUUUCCAUCUUAAUUAAAUGUCAUGUUUUGCACUAAAAAUAUUUUUUAAUCUAAAUUACUAAUCUGAAUAAGCGCAUUAAGAAAUGAAUCGCCAUUCUUUGUGUUUGGAAUUUUACAUGUGCUAGGCUUAUUUUUAAACUUCUUACACUUUUGAAGUUCAUUUUAAUUGAGCACUUUAAAAUUAUUGAUAGCAUUUUUCUUUUGGACUUGGGCCAUAGUAAUUGUUUUGUCAUGAAAAAAGUAUUUUUUAUGUACAAGUAUUCUCAUAAAAAGAACUUUUCAUUAUUUAAAAUGCAUACAUAUUUAUAAAUAUAGGCUUUUUAUACAUUCAUCUUUUGCCUUUAACGUUUUUAUCAUCAAAUUUUAAUAGUCUGUUUUGAACAGAAAAUAAUGUGGAUUGAAAUGAGUUGUUUUGGAAAUGAGUAAUUGUUUCAAAGUUCAUGGUUUAUAUUUUAAAAUCAUUUGUUACUUUUAAUUUUGUUAAAAAAAAAAAAAAAAAAAAAAAAAAGGCUGAAUUUUGAUGUCAGUGGUUGGUAGUUGAAGUUUGUUACAAAUAAUAAUUGUAAUUUCUUAAGUAAUACAUUUGUUUAAUCAUUUAUUUCCUAUAGUCUAUAUGUAUCCAAUAAUGCAAGAGAAAUUUAGCAUUUACAAGUGAUAAAAUUGUAUAUUCUGGUCUAUUGAAUUAAUUUAUAAUUCAUUUACUUAAAAACUUUUUGUGUGAAAUGUACUAUAUUUUCAUGCUUUUUAACCAUGUUUAUAUUUAGUUUCUGCAUGAAGAUCCUUUGGAAGAUUUUUUUGUCUUUUUUUUUUUUUUUUUUUUUUUUUUUUCUCCACAAGUGCACUGAAAUGAAAUUCAAAAUUGUUGGAUACUGUUGAUAAUUUUGUUGAAAAUCACGAUUGAUGGUGAAUUACUAGAUUCUUUUAAACCUGAAUGUAGCUUACUUUACUAUAUGAGGAUGCCAAUUCAAAUCUAAAGCAUUUUCAGUGUUUUGUUGAGUAAUUAGAACUGACAAAAAGUUUUUUAAUCUGUUACACUACUACUACUACUACUACUACUACUACUACUACUACUACUACUACUACUACUACUACUUUGUUAUACUAGAGAAUUUAUGUACUGAAAACAAGUUAACAGUUGCUUACUAGCAUCCGUCCAUUGUCUCAAUCUGCAAAUAAUGAGCCUCUUUCUUACUUAAUCAGAACUGCAUACAUAAUUUUUUAAUUGUUCUAAAGCUAAGUAAAAGUAGUUACAUGCAUGGUAGCUCUGUGUUUCAAUAUUUAGCGAUUUUUUUUCAUAUUCAUAGUUUUUUAGCAUGGAUGCAUAUUUGAUAAUAUUCUUAUAAGCUUAUCUCCGAGAAAAACAUUAGUGUCCAUAUUGAAACUUAACAAUGUAGGCAUUUUUAAAAAAAUUUUUCCAUCAGCCUAUGUCUAUAAAGUUAUCUUGGGAAUAAAUCUGAACAUAAUAUUAGGAAAAGCAAAUUGUGAAGUUUGAAAUUUUAAUUUGAUGAAGUGUUUAUAAUGGCAGACUCUAGUAAUUACUUGAAGGGAAUACUGACUUAUUAAAUAGUUAUUUGGUUGAAAUAGUAUAUUCCAGUGAUAUUUAUUGAUAUUUUUGUUUGUAUAAUGUAUUUUCCAUAAAUAAACACUUUAAAUUUACAUUGGCGAGAAUGCACUAAUUUUCAAUCAAAAUUUAAUUUUAUUAGGCAAACUAUCUGUUCAUAUAUUCAGAUAUAAAUUUGAUUCGAAGAAAGGGGAAAAUAUCAUCUGUCUAACCUUAGGUGAAUUCGUGAUCUGCCUCAGUAUUUCCUAUAAGCACUUUAGUACAAUGUGAAGUAUCUUUUUUCUAAAAAUGCAUUUUAGGUACAUAAAUGUACUGUAAACUAAAUUGAUGUAAUUAUGAAAAUGUCAAAAACUUUCUAAUGGGACAUUUUUGUUACUCUUAUUUUGCACGAGAAUAAUUUGUGUAUAUAUGUUUCUAUAGUAUGAUGAGGUAACAUGGUUUUUGUAUUUUUUAAAUUUUUAUAACCAAAUAAAGUGUUUAUGAUUAUGAUUUAAGAUACAAAUGGUUUCUGUGUUUUUUAAAUUUUUAUAACUGAAUGAAGUUUUUGAUAUAAAGAUGAUUUUCAAAGCAGUGCUUAGAAAUUGGUUAAACAUUUUACAUACAUACAUACAUACAUUUACUUCAAAUCACUUUUUCUUUAAAUUGUUUGUGUUAGGGACUAUUAAUAUCUAUUUAUUUCUACAUUCUUGAACAUGUUUAUAACUUGUUUAGAAGUGUUGUAGAGCAGUUCUGUAAAACAUCUGUACUUUCAUUCAUGCUGUUUUCUUAUGUGUAUAUUGGUGUUCACUGUUUCUUGUUUCAUUCCAUUAAUAAUAAACUUUAUGCCUUUUUUUAAUUAAA